Molecule: messenger RNA, 1051 nt
Organism: Populus euphratica (Euphrates poplar)
Lineage: Eukaryota; Viridiplantae; Streptophyta; Magnoliopsida; Malpighiales; Salicaceae
Product: CASP-like protein 4A4
Exons: 3
Coding region: 260-850 (196 amino acids)
Source: RefSeq, a predicted model, not a curated record
UUUAUAGUCCGUUUUAAAGUUUUCCAUCAAUACCUAACUCUUCCUGGAAACUCCAUGAAUAAAAUAACAAAAACACACUGAAGAUGCAGGGUGUUGUAAAAACCAAGCUUGAAUACAAAGUUGAUUUUGAAGCCUCCCCCCACCCCCUCCUAAAAAACAUAGAAAAAACCACUGGAAGCAGUUUGAGGAACCAUUUCUUUUAAGGAAGGAGCAGUUGGACUUGGACAGCAAACUAAAAAAAUGAAGCCAGGAAGGAGAGAUGUUUGUUGUUGCUUGUAGACCCAUGGCUGGUGUGUCGCCUCUAUCAGCCAAUUCUCAAUCGCAACAACCAUUCCCAACACCUUCACCAUUCUCCUUCUCAGAUGCCUCUGCACGAUUGAGCACUAGACCAUCCGUUUACCAAUGCAAUCUCAUCCUUCGAUUCUUGGCACUUUUGUUCUCCUUCGUCUCUGCACUUUCCCUGGCUGCUUCAUCAUCCAAGAAGGAUAGCCCACGUCCUUCUAGCUUCGCUGACUACUCAGAAUUGCUGUACUGCUUCAUUGCAUCUGUUUUAGUGUUCGUUUAUUCUGCUUUCCAACUCUUCAAAGGUAUUUGGGACAUUGCACAAAGAGGCAUCCUCAUCUCAGACAUGUUCUCGGACUACAUGAGCUUCAUUCUUGAUCAAGUGGCAGGCUAUCUUCUGAUCUCUUCUAGUUCGGUAGCAAUAGUGACCAUCCAACAGAUUGAUAAAACUGCAUCGAUCUUGAAGGCGGUCAUCAUUUCCACAAUCGUGUCGUUUGUGACUUUCCUUGUCAUUGUGAUAUGCACUCUGUUAUCGGGCUACAAGCUAUGCAAGAGAAUCAGCUGGUGACGCAUCUCGUGCCUGCUUAAAAUCCUAGCUUUCUUUCUGAACCACAACAAAUCAUCUCCGAUUUAGCAUGUAAAAGAAAAGGAAUCUGCUUCAUGGGCAUGCCCGGUGUAAUAUCAUGCUCUGCUGCUUCUUCAAUAAUAUGAAAUACAAUCAUUUUCCUUCCUUUUUUUCCCCAGGUUAAACAUGAUUGGGCGUUAGGUU